CCGUAGUUGCCGUAGGUGGAGCUGAUAUGGUGGACGCUGUUCAGUCAGAGAAAAACGCUCCGCUGUGGGAUUUCACGGAAGAUGCUGAAGAAACGGGAGCUGCUGCUUUCCGAGAGACAACCUUCCAGUGAAGAUGAGACCAUGGUCCCAGUACUAACCUCCAGAAAAGCCAGCGAACUCCCUGUCAACGAAGUAGUGUGUGUCCUGCAGGCUGACCUGCAGCUGGGUCUGACCCAGGAGGAGGUGAGCCAGAGGAGGGCCUACCAUGGCUGGAACGAGUUCGACAUCAGUGAGGAGGAGCCGCUAUGGAGGAAAUACAUCUCACAGUUCAAAGACCCUCUCAUCCUGCUGCUGCUGGCGUCUGCCGUCAUCAGCAUCCUCAUGCACCAGUUUGAUGACGCCAUCAGCAUCACUGUGGCCAUCAUCAUAGUGGUGACAGUAGCCUUUGUCCAGGAGUAUCGCUCAGAAAAGUCUCUGGAGGAGCUCGGGAAACUGAUGCCUCCAGAAUGUCACUGUGUCAGGGCGGGAAACCUGGAGCACCUGCUGGCCAGAGAGCUGGUUCCUGGAGACACCGUCUGUCUGUCGGUGGGAGAGAGAGUCCCAGCUGACCUCCGCCUCUUUGAGGCCACCGACCUGUCUGUAGAUGAGUCCAGUCUGACGGGGGAGACCACCCCCUGCUCCAAAUCCACCUCCCACCAGCCGGCGGCCACCAACGGAGACAUCGCGUCCCGCAGCAACAUCGCCUUCAUGGGGACUCUGGUGCGCUGUGGUAAAGCCAAGGGCAUCGUCAUAGGAACUGGAGAGAACUCUGAGUUUGGGGAGGUGUUCAAGAUGAUGCAAGCAGAAGAGGCUCCUAAAACUCCUCUACAGAAGAGCAUGGACCUGCUGGGGAAGCAGCUGUCUCUGUACUCCUUCUGCAUCAUAGGGGUCAUCAUGCUGGUGGGGUGGCUGCAGGGGAAGAGGAUCCUGGACAUGUUCACCAUCGGUGUCAGUCUGGCCGUAGCUGCCAUCCCUGAGGGUCUGCCCAUCGUGGUGACGGUGACGCUGGCGCUUGGCGUGAUGCGCAUGGUGAAGAAAAGAGCCAUCGUCAAGAAGCUGCCCAUCGUAGAAACUCUGGGCUGCUGUAACGUGAUCUGUUCAGACAAGACAGGAACUCUGACCAAGAACGAGAUGACAGUCACUCAGCUGUUCACAUCAGACGGACUCCACGCUGAGGUAACGGGCGUCGGCUACAACAGAGCAGGAGAAGUUUUCCUGGACGGAGAAAUUAUCCACGGCUUCUCCUGCCCUUCUAUAAGUAAGAUCGUGGAGGUCGGCUGUGUGUGCAACGACUCAGUGAUCAGGAACCACAAUCUGCUGGGACGACCGACGGAGGGAGCGCUGAUCGCCCUCGCCAUGAAGAUGGGCCUGGAGGGUGUGCAGAAGGAGUACGUCCGUCUGGAGGAGCAUCCCUUCACGUCGGAGCAGAAGUGGAUGGCUGUUCGCUGUGUUCACCGCACCCAGCAGGACAAGGCUGGCGUUUACUUCAUGAAGGGAGCGUACGAGCAGGUGAUUCGCUUCUGCAGCUCCUACAACAGCAGAGGAGCCGCACUCCCCCUCAGCCACCAGCAGAGGGAGCUGUACCAGCAGCAGAUCAGUUACAUGGGCACUGCGGGGCUGAGAGUGCUGGCCUUCGCCUCCGGCUCAGAGAUGGGGAAGCUGACCUUCCUGGGUCUGGUGGGCAUCAUCGACCCCCCCAGGUCAGGGGUCAAAGAGGCCGUGGCCACGCUCAUCAACUCCGGAGUCGCCAUCAAGAUGAUCACAGGAGACUCCCAGGAGACGGCGGUGUCUAUAGCCAGUCGUCUGGGGCUCUACUCUAAAGGCUGUCAGUGUUUGUCUGGAGAAGAGGUGGAUCAGCUCGACCUGCAGCAGCUCUCACACAUCGUCCCCAGAAUAGCAGUGUUUUAUCGAGCCAGUCCCAGACACAAGCUGAAGAUUGUGAAGUCUCUCCAGAACAUCGGUGCCGUGGUGGCCAUGACGGGUGACGGCGUGAACGACGCCGUGGCUCUGAAAGCCGCUGACAUCGGCGUGGCGAUGGGCCAGACGGGCACCGACGUCUGCAAAGAGGCGGCUGACAUGAUCCUGGUGGACGACGACUUCCAGACCAUCAUGUCGGCCAUUGAGGAGGGAAAAGGAAUUUAUAACAACAUCAAGAACUUUGUUCGCUUCCAGCUGAGCACGAGUAUCGCAGCACUGACACUCAUCUCCCUGGCGACGCUGAUGAACUUCCCCAACCCGCUGAACGCCAUGCAGAUCCUGUGGAUCAACAUCAUCAUGGACGGACCCCCGGCUCAAAGUUUGGGGGUGGAGCCUGUCGACCGGGACGUGAUCCGAAAACCUCCUCGUAACGUGAGAGACAGCAUCAUCACCCGCAGUCUGAUCAUCAAGGUCCUGGUGUCGGCUCUCAUCAUCGUCUGUGGGACUCUGUUCGUCUUCUGGAGGGAGUUGCAGGACAACGUGAUCACUCCUCGAGACACCACCAUGACCUUCACCUGCUUCGUCUUCUUCGACAUGUUCAACGCUCUGAGCUCUCGCUCUCAGACUCGGAUGGUCCAUGAGAUGGGCCUGUGCAGUAACAAGACGUUCUGUUACGCCGUCCUGGCGUCCAUCAUGGGUCAGCUCCUCGUCAUCUACUUCCCUCCACUGCAGAACGUCUUCCAGACAGAGAGCCUCAGCAUCUUUGACCUGCUGUUCCUGGUGAGCCUCACCUCCUCGGUCUGCAUCGUGUCUGAGGCCAUUAAGAAGGUGGAGAGGUGGAGGGGAAUAGAGCGGACCCCGCCCGCUGACUGCUUCCAUGAGGUAUGACCCCCCCCCACACCCCCCUACACCCCCACUGCCUGGGCUGAAGGAUCUGAGGAAGACGAAGAGGCGGAUGAAGGUGAUGGGAACAUGAUGAUUUUAGGAUCUCACACCUGAUGGCACUGACUAAAGAAGACUGCAAGGACUUGUGGGAUUUUCCUGUGAGAUCCACAGACGGGGGGAGAGACUCUGGUCUGGGACUGGAGGGCACUCCCGGUGCCGGGGGGAGGUGAACUGGACUUUGAUUGAGCUGGGAGGAAGAGAUGGCUGCUGGGAGAUCUCAGCGCCGACGCCUUUUAGCCGGUGCCCCCGCUACGCUCAGAGGACACUCCUGACAGGAGCUUUGGGGGAAACCGCCACGGACCGACCACGCCUUCCUGACGCCAACCGGCUCGUUGUUUAGGAUGUACGUUAAGAAAACCCUCUGACCAAUCAAACACUAGAGACGUGUGCAAUUUUCCUCCAGUCGUCUGUUUUAAAUCUGUCCACCACUGUUGUUGCUUCUCAAUGCGCCGGACGAUGUGUCGCAGUUUCCAGCACAGGGCGGAGGUGUGACGGUACAAACCAUGAGAGGAAACUGUUCACCUGGUUCCUUUGAUCCUGCUGAAAGUAAAUGUAAAGAUUUAUGCAGUGAAAUAUUUACAUAAUGACAGUCAUUUAAAGAAACAGUGCAGCUUUAAUUUCAUCUUCUCUGCAGCGUUCAACAACAUUAUUACUCGGCACCUAAUUUAAAUUUAAAGUUAUUUUCAUCAUUUUUUCAUCUUGCGUUUUUCAAAAGACGCUCCUAAACAUCUGUCUUUAUAAAGUGUAACAUUUGUGACUAAACAGCAACAAUUAACAUUCAAGUUUUAAGAGUAAACUUCAUUCAGUGACGGGCUGCGACUCGGUGACAGACCACACAUUAAAGUACGGUAUCUGACACAGUGAUUUUAUGAAAUAACAAAGUUUCCUGUAAAAACAUUUUGAAUUUCUCAAUGAGGAGAAAAUAUCGUACUGUGUGUGUGUGUGUAUAUAUAUAUAUAUAUAUAGUAUAAAAUAAUAAUAUGUCAUCAUAACAUACAGUGUCCCGGAGACUGUGACACCAGAAAAGAUCAAUAAACAGGUUUUCACCACAUUUCCCUGAUGAUGCAGCUAAACACAACUGUCCAAUCAGUGAGUCAGCUGUGAGUCAUGUGACUGUGGUUUCCUCAAACAGCUCAACUCUUCAUUCCAUGUUCAAAUUUGAUCAAAUUGAUAAACAAAUAAAAGCUUAAAGGUCAGUUAUGUUAAGACAGAGCAGCAGUUCAGACCAAAUAAAUAAAUAAUGUAGCGUCACACCUCCACAACGUGCUGGUUCCUGUGGUCCAUGUGCUUCAAGCUUCAUCCUUCACACACUGGUUUAUAUAAACAGAGCUGCUGUUUGAAACUUCCUGACGCUCGUUGUGGAACUGGGUCCAGACACAGACCGUUCAGUGACACCGCUCCUCAUCCUGUGCCUUAGAGAAGUCAUCCAUCGUUUGAAUCACCUCCACCUGAGCGGAGGAGGAAGAAGCCCUUUACUGACGGAUGGCUUCUCUGCUUCAUCUGCUUCAGCACUUCACUCAGUUUUCAAUCAAUCUCCCCAAGUUUUAUUUUCCGUUUUUAUUUCCUGUCACAUCUCUGUCUCAGAUUUACCUCCACUUUUAAUCAGUAUAAAUAAGUCAUGGUGCUUUGUGGGAAAUGUAGUUUACUUGGCCUUGGUCUUGUUGUUGAAGGUUUUAUUUGUAGAUUUUUUUUUUUUAUUUAUUUCCAAAAGGCACAUUUAGACAUGACCACGGGGGAAGAGGAAAACACCUUCACUCUGCUUCCUGUUUCCAAAAUUCAUUGUUUGAACAAAGACGGUCGUCAUCGUCUUCAACAUUAUAUUGACUGUGUGUCAGUACGAAAUAUCAGAAGACGUACCUGAUGGGAAGCAGCAGCAGAGUCCAGGUGUUCUUUUACUUUCUCCAGGUUUUGAUUUGUAACUUGCAGCUUUUAACUGUAAAAGAUUAAAGAAUUAAACAUGA
Seriola aureovittata is the source of this 4862-nucleotide messenger RNA. RefSeq names its product ATPase secretory pathway Ca2+ transporting 1 (gene atp2c1). The transcript is spliced from 27 exons. Gene Ontology annotation, biological process: manganese ion transport; intracellular calcium ion homeostasis; calcium ion transmembrane transport. Gene Ontology annotation, molecular function: ATP binding; P-type calcium transporter activity; ATP hydrolysis activity. The record is from RefSeq and is a predicted model, not a curated record. Gene Ontology annotation, cellular component: endoplasmic reticulum; Golgi membrane; plasma membrane. NCBI's taxonomy places the organism in Eukaryota, Metazoa, Chordata, Actinopteri, Carangiformes, Carangidae. Bases 82 to 2844 code for a protein of 920 amino acids.